Messenger RNA from Neodiprion virginianus, 3497 nucleotides. RefSeq names its product chondroadherin-like. Bases 573 to 2444 code for a protein of 623 amino acids. NCBI's taxonomy places the organism in Eukaryota, Metazoa, Arthropoda, Insecta, Hymenoptera, Diprionidae. The transcript is spliced from 2 exons. The record is from RefSeq and is a predicted model, not a curated record. Gene Ontology annotation, molecular function: protein binding.
CCGUCAAGUUUCGAGCCAGCCAAGAUCGGCCUCAGUUCAUUCUCAAGUCCUGCGUGAGUAUCAACGCCGGACGAAACGGUCGCGACGCCCUUCCGCAGGGUUCCGGAAAAGAAAAUACUGCGCUUUAAAUCGAACGGAACAAUUCGACACCAGUCACCAGUGGUAACUGAACCUGUUCCAAGUGCUUCUCUCGUACGAUACGCGAGCCGAAAUCCUGCCGAAUUUAGUCUCUGUGCUGGCAGCUCGGCCUAGGUAGCGAUGUCAAAAGCGGGGAAUCUCUCAUGGACAAUGGAGUGAAGUGGUUUACAGAUGUGCUUCCCCACGACUUGGAGCUUCGAUAUUCCGCAUCCCCGAUUCCCGGCAACAAUGUCGUCGAGCACCUGCUCCGGAUGAUAUCCUUCCUAGAUCGAAUACCCCAGAAACUGUACAAUCGACCACUCCUCAAGGUGCUUCUGGCAGUGAGAAGAAGCGUCGUUCCUUGCUAGGACAUGACGAAAAAGUGCCUGCCCUUCAAUUUUCCCAGCAAUAUCUGAUCGCCGUAUCAAUCAAAGAGCAAAAGAAGUUCAUAUGGAAUGGCAGCCGGCUGGUGGGUGUUACGGGUGCAGUUCGUGGCGGUAAUGGUGGCCGUCAUGACGGGCGUUAGUGGUCUUUGUCCGGCACGGUGUAAGUGCGACGACGAGUUUUUGCGCGUAUCUUGCAUCUCGACUGGCCUCGACGUCGUUCCUAUUCAACUGAACCCGGAAAUCCGGCACAUCAACCUGGCCGGCAAUAGAGUGACCAGUCUUCAUCUGACCUUUGGGUUCUACGGCAAUCUCGAGACCCUCGACCUCAGCUCGAACCUCAUCCACACUCUAGGCUCUGACAAUUUUAAUCUCCAGCAGAACCUGCUCUCCCUAAACGUUAGCUUCAACUCCGUCCAGACGAUUUCCAAGAACGCAUUUCACGGCCUCAACGCCCUCAGGGAACUUGAUCUUAGUGGGAACAACAUAACGGAAAUCGACAAGCAAGCACUCAGGUUCACCAGCGAAUUGGAAUCGUUGAAUCUUAGCAGAAACUCCCUCACAAGUCUUCCAGAUGGCCUGCUCAAGAACCUCCACAAAAUCCGCACCCUGGUGCUGAACAAAAAUCCUCUUCUUGAGGCUCCCGCCAACAACCUGGCUCUCGCGCCAAGCUUAGAAAACCUUAACCUCGCCUACAACCUCAUACAAGAACUCCACAGAGACUCUCUGUCCUCCCUUCCGUCCCUGAUCACUCUGGACCUUGCAAACAACGUGAUAAGAGGCAUUAGUGAGGACGCAUUCGACCGUCUUCCGGGACUUUUGCGUCUCGAUUUAUCCGGGAACAACUUGACCUCGGUACCAACUGCUCCUCUUUCCAAACUGACCAUGCUGUCGAAGCUGAUACUCAGCCGAAAUCCUCUAGGAUCCCUCCAGACGAUCGCCUUCCAAAACCUGUUUGAGCUUCGUGACCUUGAACUCGAGGAGUGCUUAAUAGCGCGGAUUCACGCCAGGUCAUUCGCGGACAACAUUAAUCUCGAGCAGAUAUCGUUGGAUGGAAACACCGAGUUGGAAGAACUUCCAGAACGUAUUCUAUAUGGAGCGAGGUACCUGAAGUCCGUCUCGUUACGGAGGUGCAGUUUGGCGACACUGCAGCCGACCCAGUUUCCCGUCGACACUCUCGCCUCUUUUCAGGCCGGGGGUAACCCGCUUUUGUGCAACUGUUCCAUCCAGUGGCUGUGGAACGUGAUCCGGUCCGAGGAGCACCGAAACGAGUCCCGACUGAAGGUAGACUCCUUGGACAUCGUGUGUGCUGACGAGGAGUUUAAGGGCAAGAGGCUCAUUUCGCUACCUGAAAGCUCGCUACGGUGUCACUUGAGUCCCCUUUAUCUGUCGCUCUUCGCCAGUGGGUGCCUAAUCACGACGGCGGCGAUACUAGCCCUGAUAGUCUACGUGACCAAGGCGAAAAGGAAGAAGCAGCCGGCGUACACCGCGCCUAGGCCCGAACUCCUCGUCUACGUCGGCCAGGGUAGUGAGCUGGACAAGAACACCGAGUCGUACAGCAGACGACUGAUAGCCCAGCUUGAGGAGGUGGGCUACAACUCGCCUGGAAAGAUGCAGUGGGAUGCGCAACUGGCGCGACCCUCGCGGGACGCGAAAGACUUCAACCUCUACGAGACCCCGCAGUACGCAAGACCCAGUGUCCACGAGACGUCCACAGGGGUGUUGGUCCGGCCUCAGAGGUCCACCGACAUCUUGGACCCCUACGCAAGGCAGGACGAAGCCUACGCCGUGGCGGACGUUACCUCGCUGCAAGAAGAAGCUCCGGAAGUACUCUCUCUCUACCAUAUGCAGAGCUCUACCAACAGGUCAAACUUCCCCCCUGUCGUCGACUAUGAUGCACCCUUCCACUACCAGAAGCAAAAGCCGCACAUUGUUUUCGUCUGAUCGUUGGACAACGAGUGAUCAGUUCAAAGGAAAAGGGAUCGCGGAAUGAGCGCAGCUGUGGAAAUGGAAGGAUUCGUCAGACAAAGAAGCGAAUUUACUUUCGGAAUAUAACAAGGUCUCCGUGAGUCUGAUAGCAGCAGCUGCUCGUUGAUGAAAAAGACUCCCUGACACAUUGGUCUUCAUAGGAGCGAGCCAUUAGGAUAGUACACAGUUGAACCUCGCUAACGUUACGCAGGACCCCUACUAGGCCCCAGCGAAUUCCGCCACUUUUUCAAAUCUCGAUUCACGCUCGCGUGUGUGUAUGCGGAUAUUGAUGCUCGACUCGAGAGUGACUACUUGCAGUAGAUACUAUAGGAGGGUUGUUCAGUUGGGUAGGUGAAGUUGACGUUAGCGGGGUUACGCUGUACCAUGAAGUUGGACUUCACUUGCAAUUAUGAAGCUCAGAAUGAAUGUAAGUCAAAUGUGAGAUAACUGUGGCGUAUCAGCUCUGCUCAUUCGCUCACGUAAAAUCCGCAUAAUUUAUUAUAAAUUUGCUCAGCUGUCAGAAUUCAAAUAUUUUGUGAAUGUAGGUAAUAACGAAAAUAAGAUUAAUAAAAUCAAGCUUAAUUAUAGAUAUUAGUAAUAUGUAGCUCAAGAGAUGAUCGUGUACGACAAGUUGGGGGCUUUAAUGAAAAUAUUCCUCAGCCUUCUGCACUCGUCCAGAAGACACUUGCUUGAAAAUUUGUAAGUUCUCAGAGUCGCACUAAUUUCAGACGCAUCAUCGUGGUAUCGGGUACUGGUGUUACGUGAAGACCAACACAAAUGUACAAAUUGUAUGAUCAAAUGUACAAUCGAAGCAGUCAUUUCACAGGAUGUGUAUAGGUGUUCAUUAGAUGAACGAUGAACUAGGGUGAAUAUCAUUUUGCACUGCUCAGCUCACUUAGAUUAGUUUUGCGAAACAUCACAGUCAAGUUGUGUGAGAGAUUCCACCGGGGCUUCAAAUGGCUUUUAUGCCCUCAGUCGAAAUCAGUCUUUUCCGAAAACAAUUCUGUUCAUAAUCUCUCUGUUCUCAAA